Molecule: messenger RNA, 963 nt
Organism: Zophobas morio
Lineage: Eukaryota; Metazoa; Arthropoda; Insecta; Coleoptera; Tenebrionidae
Product: farnesol dehydrogenase-like
Exons: 4
Coding region: 54-821 (255 amino acids)
Molecular function (GO): oxidoreductase activity
Source: RefSeq, a predicted model, not a curated record
GAUUAGUUUCAACAAAAAAUACGCACCUACAACAUCGUACUAAGUAAGUAAAAAUGGUUCUUUCUAUGGAUAGAUGGGCGGGCAAACUGGCCAUAGUAACUGGCGCUAGUUCUGGAAUCGGUGCCGCUGUUGCAGAUGCUCUCGUCGAAAAAGGGUUAAUCGUACUCGGUGUAGCCCGUCGCUCUGAACGUAUAGAACAACGUGCCAAGCAACUCUCAGGUAAAAAAGGAAAACUCCAUGCCAUCAAAGCUGACUUGACCAAAGAGGAAGACAUCCUGAAAGUUUUUAAAUGGUCUAAAGACAAUUUGGGACCGGUUCAUAUUCUAGUCAACAAUGCCGGAAGAGUUGCUCAUACAAACCUAACAGAAGGCAAAACUGAAGACUGGAAAUCAGUUUUUGAUUUAAACGUCUUAGGGUUGUGCAUUGCUACACGAGAAGCUGUCAAAAUCAUGAAAGAAAACAAAAUCAACGGCCAUAUCGUACACGUUAACAGCAUUGUGGGACACCAAGUGGUGAACUAUCCAGGUCUGAACGUUUACCCUGCGUCGAAAUUUGCUGUAACCGCUCUGACUGAAACUUUGAGACAAGAAUUAAACCACCAAGGUCUUAAAAUCAAAAUUACUAGUGUUAGUCCUGGUGCAGUUGAAAGCGAAAUGAGUACUUUAAAUCCGAAUCUAACUCCGGAGAGAAAAGCUGCUCUGGAGAAGAUGCCUAUACUGAAAUGUGAAGAUAUCGCUGAUGGUAUUGUGUACGCCCUGUCCACGCCGGAACAUGUUCAAGUCCAUGAGCUUACUAUUAAGCCUGUUGGUGAAAAGGUCUAAGAAAAAUUGUUCUUCGAAACAGACCGACUUCAAGAAAUGUUUGAACUUUAGGUAUAUUCAAACCAAAAGGACGUGUUUGUAAAAUGAUUAAAAAAAUGGUCGAAGGUUUUUUCGACAGAACAAAUACAGCUUCAAUAAAUUA